This is a messenger RNA of Echinostoma caproni, 345 nucleotides long. NCBI's taxonomy places the organism in Eukaryota, Metazoa, Platyhelminthes, Trematoda, Plagiorchiida, Echinostomatidae. The record is from the annotation of a GenBank genome assembly.
AUGUAUCCACGCGUGACAAUCGUAGCUGCUGCUAACCUCGGCUUGGUCAGUUUUGCUGAUCCCUCGUUGGCUGCAUCCGGUUACCAGACAGAGGCGUUCAAUCACACACGUCGAUUGAAUGCUCCCUUGGCUAAACCUUUACCGUGCCUGGCCAGUGAACAACCAGUUGUUGUGGUCUUUCCUGGCGGAUGCACAUACGGUGAGGUGGCUGCUUUACGGUUUGUCGCUGCCCGACAUCGUUGGAAUUUGUUGAUCGCAACUUCCGCACUACUGACCUCACGUGAUCUAUUCCAACAAGCCGGACAAGCAGCUUGUCACUGCGGGAGCGCGAAAAGCGCAAGUUGA